UGUACUUGCCGUGAGAUAGUUCGCCCGUUCGUAAGCGUAAAGUAGACCGUUUAAUUCUUUUUAUCCGAAAAUUUGAAGAUCCUGGUAAUUAUGAAUUAAUGCAGCGGUAGUAGCUGGUAGUUGCGAUAUGGCUGAGUAUCGAUCUGGUUCGUAUUGCGUGUCUUCCGGAGUAGGCAGUGAUUCAGAAGUCAUGGCUGAACUAGCAGCUUUGCUGCAUCAGGAAAUUCCUGAAGGAAGGCACAAUCUUGCAGACAGUCACACGAAUCUUGAACGUGUUGCGGAUUAUUGCGAGGCAAAUUAUUUUCAAGCAGACAAUAAAAGGAUUGCAUUAGAAGAAACAAAGAAUUAUACGACUCAAUCAUUGGCUAGUGUAGCAUACCAAAUAAAUACUCUCGCUUAUAACUUUCUUCAAUUAUUAGAUCUACAAACAUCUCAGUUAGCUGAGAUGGAAAGUCAAAUGAAUCAUAUAGCUCAAACCGUUAUGAUACAUAAAGAAAAAGUUGCUAGGCGAGAGAUAGGUGUAUUAACGGCUAACAAAAUGACAGCCCGUCAAUAUAAAAUUAUUGCACCUGCAAAUCCCGAAAAGCCUAUCAAAUAUGUAAGGAAAAGCAUAGAUUAUACGAUUUUGGAUGAUAUUGGCCAUGGCGUACGUAGUAGUGGUACGCCAAGAAGCAAGCAAAGAGGAGGUAGCCAAGGUAGCGUUCAGAGCUUGGGUGCAACAUCUACCGGCUCUGGUUUGGGUGCUGCUAUGGUAGGACCUGCACCUACUACCAAGCCACCGACUCCUCCUCAAACAGUAAGGACUGGAACACUGAGUAAGGGUUCACGAGAAUAUAGAACUCCACCUGCGGUUGCUCCACCUCAAGUUCCUAGUCAUUAUGCGCCAAAUUAUCCAUUGGGUCAUCCACGACGCGAGCGUGGCCCAGGAUAUAGUACAUUGCCAUUGCAUGCUCAUACAACUUCUCAUUCUGCUCACAAUACCAAUCAUUCUACUCACACGAACAAUAUGACGCAACAUACUUCCCCACCUCAAGUGGGUACAGUCCAUCCAUUGCAAAGUCAUCCGCAGACACCACCACCAGCACCACCCAGCGUUACAGGAGCUGCGGGAUACAUACAAGAACAACAUAAUAACAUGCCUCCACCACCUUCUCCACUGGUCGGUAUCAGUGGAGAUAUGGCUGAUUAUAGCGGGCAUCAUACUUUACCACACAGAUUAGCUCAUCAAAUUAGUCGAAGUAGCGGUGCUAGUAGUCCACCACUGCCACCUCCUCCACCUCCUGAACAAGAGGAGCAUCCUCAAUUUGGUAGACCGACUCCUUCCAGUGGUGCUAUAAUGCCUAUCGUACCGGAUGAAGAAGAUCUGCCUGGCUGGGUUCCAAAAAAUUAUAUAGAGAAAGUCGUCGCCAUUUACGAUUACUAUGCCGAUAAAGAAGACGAAUUGAGUUUCCAAGAAAGCUCCGUCAUUUACGUUUUAAAAAAGAACGACGAUGGUUGGUGGGAAGGAGUAAUGGAUGGAAUAACCGGGUUAUUUCCCGGCAAUUACGUUGAACCUUGCGUUUAGGCAUGUAUUACAUAUUUAUAUUUCUUAAGCAUUUUAAGUAAAGAUCAGUAUCUAUAGUUAAAAGACUGCUAUUUUAAGAUACACAUAAAGGGGCUUUGUAAUUAUUUGUUAUCAUCGGUUAGCAAGAAGUUAUAGAAACGGACCGUUUAUAUGACGAUAAGCAAUCGAUAUCGAGCUUUAUAAAAUAUUUAACAUAGGAUGGUCCGUGAUUCGAGGGGUAGCGAAUAAAAUACUCUUUGGCUCUUCCAACGAUGUUACACAUAUUCAAUGUUCGUAGUCUUUUCAAAAAAAAAAAAAAAAAAAAGGGGAAAAAAAAUCAAACAAAAAUAAGCCAAACUUUACAAUGUCAUAAGAAAAAGUAUUUUUCUCUACUCCGUAAUAUACUUCUUCUCCUGCAAUUAUAAACUAGACGAUCGUCGUAAUAUCGUGUAAACCCAAUUAAACUGCGUAUCAUCCGCAAAAUAUAUUUAUGUAUCUUAGCUACAAUUAAAGUACUCGAAUAAUAAGCAAUCAAAAUACCAAACGUCCUAUCUAGUAAUAAAGUUUAAUGUAUUAUCGUGUACUGUGUUUAAUCACAGUAAAAAAGGAGGAGACUAAGAUGUAUCGCCAAAAUGUUCGAAAAGCGUUCAAACGCUCCUUCUGCAUUUCUGUAACAUUUUAUAGUACCUUUAGUACCUUUGGUACAGUAUUGCAGCGCGAUGCGUUUAUUUUAAUAAAAAUAAAAAAAUAUAUAAGAUAUAUACGUACCAUAUACAUACAUGUAUACACACGCAUAUAUAUAUAUGUGUACGUGUGUGUAUGUGUAUAUAUAUAUGUAUUAUACUUUUAAUAAUUGUAGAACACUUUCGAAAUAAAACAAAAAUCGAAAGAAACUAUACCAUUUAAACAAUAAGUAUUAUUUCAUUGUUUCUCUCUUGAUUAAAGUAAAGGGAGACUGGGAUAUGACCGUGCAUACAAUGAGAAAGUAAUUAAGAAGUUUAUAGAUCUCAUUGAAAGAACAAUAAAAGAGAUCGUUUAAAUUAAUACCACAUAAGUUUUUUGAAAAGUAUAUUUUCUAUUGCCACAGUAAAAGAGUAACCGCGCUUUUUCGCUGCGAAUUAAUAUAAUAAACAUUUCUUAUUCUAAAGAAAUAAGUACACAAUUUUUUCAUUAGGCAAAUAAAACUCAUGGCUUGGUAAGGUCGAGUAGAAAAUUAUAAAUACCAUCCUUGUUAACUUAUACGUAUAUAUAAUGUUUCUAAAGACUUUACAACGGCGUUCAUUUGUAUAGCCGAGUUUCUUAUUUUUACUUUAUUGCUUUAUACGUUGCUAAUGAGAGAGUGGUAGAUGAUUUCAUAGAUAACGCUUUUAAGAGUGGACUGCAAAAAUGAGAGAGAGAAAAAGAAAGACUUUCAAGUAGGUCAUGUCUUUUUUUUGCAAUUUUUCAACAACUUAUAUACAUAGCAACGUCCUUAUACACACACACACACACAUAUAGCAAGAAAACAUGCUAGAUAUUUUCGCUAACUAUGCAUGUGAAUUACUUUGAUUUUCGAAUAAAAAGAGAAAAAAUAACGAGCUCGUUGUAUCAUACAUAAAAGAAAAAAUAGUAAGAAAGAGAGAGAGAGGGAGAGAGAGAAAAGAGCCAAAAUAGUAAUCCCAAGAGGAACUAUUUAAAACGACUGGCUUAAAGAAGAAGAACAUAAAUUCUUUGAUAGGAAAACUACGAAAAUCAAGUCGAUUACCAGAGCUUGAAAGGAUCUUUAUCUAUCCUCUUUCUUCUUCGGAAGAGGAAGGAGAGGGAGAAAAUAAAUCCUGGGAGACAAAGUUGGUGCACGUACCGAACCAGCUAUCUGAUCUAAUUCGCUGGAUUGAUUAUCCGUACGUUAGCGGAAGGCAGCUUGGAGUCAUCUUCGCCUUCACUGUAACGGAAACCGCUUCAUUUGAUUAAUGCUGUCUUCCCUAUGGAUAACUUUCCGCGUGGUUAUCCCGCAACGUAACCCGCAACGUCGAAUCCUGAAAUAUUUCAGCCAAUUUUAUCCGCGAGUUUUCGCAAAACGGCCAUGAAAUUUUCUUACGUCGAACAGAAGAACUUUAAUUUUUCUCUUUAAGAAGAUACAUCUUCUGAAAACUUUUCAAUUUCUUAUGUUUUCUAUGAAAAUAUUUAUUAAUAAUGAUGAUAAUAAUAAUAGUAAUAAUAAUAAUAAUAAUAUAUGUAUAUGCAUAUAGGUAUAUAAAAAAUACUAUUAAUAAAUAAUUUAUAAGAUAUUACUUUUCGAAGAUAGUUUUAGCGAUUAAACAAUAAUUAAUAUAAAAUGAAAGGACUGUUACCUUUCAUCUAAUGCAUAAUAAAUCGAACUACUUCAUAUUAUAUUUGAAGGAAUUAAUUUUUACGAGAGUUCUGCAUGCGUCUUGGCUCACGUGCAAAAAACACGUAGGUAUAUACAAAAUAAUAUUAAUAAAUGAUUUAUAAGAUAAGACUUUUCGAAGAUAGUUUUAACGAUUAAACAAUAAUUGAUAUAAAAUGAAAGGACUUUUACCUUUCAUCUAAUGCAUAAUAAAUCGAACUACUUCAUAUUAUAUUUGAAGAAACUAAUUUCUAAGAUAGUUCUUCGUGCGUUUUGACUCACGUGUAAGAACACGUGGAUAUAUACAAAAUAAUAUUAAUAAAUGAUUCAUAAGAUAAUACUUUUCGAAGAUAGUUUUAGCGAUUAAACGAUAAUUGAUAGAAAA
Molecule: messenger RNA, 4275 nt
Organism: Vespula vulgaris
Lineage: Eukaryota; Metazoa; Arthropoda; Insecta; Hymenoptera; Vespidae
Gene: Abi
Product: abl interactor 2
Exons: 5
Coding region: 128-1564 (478 amino acids)
Molecular function (GO): SH3 domain binding
Source: RefSeq, a predicted model, not a curated record